UUCCCCAGACCGGAUAACCAAGAACUACGUAACAGUGAAUGUUUUUGUGGCCGGAUUCGGUUGAAUUCUUGGUUCUUCGGUCUGGAGGAAGUGAAAUUCUACCUUCCGGCAGGAGUUGACACAAAGCUGUCGGAUGCGGUCAGAAAAAGUUUGGUGCUACUCGGUCAACUAGAAACGCGCAACGGAACACGGUCCGGCUCGAAAAGAUGUCCUCGGCCUGGAUGAAGUUAUUCACCAAUGCCAGCAUUCCGUCGCAGGCGGCCGCCGGGUACGCAGUGUUUGUUGGGAACCGGAUCCAGAAGGACAUGCUGAUGGAUUUGAACAAGGAGUACCUGCCGGAGAUGGGCAUCACGACAAUGAGAGACAUUAUUGCCAUCCAGCGCCACUCGAAGACGGUGUGCGACCAGAGUGCCCGCGACCGGGUGCUGUCCUCGCAGUCGGCAGUCGUCGAGAAGCCAGAACUGCCGGAACACUUAACCAAUCUGGUUCCGGUGGCGGCGGUUUCCGCCACGCUGAGCAACCCAACCAAAUCGUCGGUGUCCCGCCCCAGCUCGGCGAAAUCUCUACCGAGCAAAUCGCGGAAUGGCUUUUCCGAGAACAAAAUCACACUUCCGGCUGGCGGCGGAUCUUCCACGAACAUUGUGCCCACCAUCAACGAGGGUUCGGACAAGAAAGCAUCGCUGGUCGGUAGCUUAGGCAAACGGAGUGCCGUCUUCAAACGGCUCGAGUGCAACUCCAAUGAAGACGAAGAGGAGGAUGGAGAAUUGGACGUCGACAUUGACGACGCCGGAAACGGACGGAAAUCGCCGAAGAAGAUGGCCUCGAAGGUCAUGCUCAAGGGUAUCGAGGCGCUUGGGAAGAGAAGUGCCAGUUCUGGCGGCGGCGGAGGUUCAAUCUUUUCGCGGCUGGGCGAGAAGAGCAACCAGAGAGAGCAGAGUGACGGAGCGCCCGCCGGGAUCCUGAAGAAGUCGCCGCAACAUCCCACCCGCAAACUCCCUCCCAAAACCCAGAACGUCACUCUGUUGAAGAAGAUCCCUGCCAAGACGGUCACGGCAGGUGACGACCAGUCGCUCUCCUCGCGACGGCGCAGUUUUGACCGCAUGAGCUCGGACAGCGAGCCGGCCAAAUCCGUAUCCUUCUCGAAGAGGGACGAAGUGCUCGAAAUCGAAUCCCAUCCCAUGUGCUUGCAGGAUCGGGAACUCCCGUUUUGGGCACGCAUAGGCGGCGGUGGCGCUAACUUCACAGCCGGGAAACGUUGAUCGCCCUUACCAAACCAACAGCAAACGGAGGCGUUGAUCUCCGGGUUGUUCCCGAUCUGAGGAAAAGACGGUCCGGCUAAAGUGCGCCCACUUCGCGAGCAAAGUCCCAACCUGAGCCCUUUUAGUUCGUUGACAAGACCCUCGGCCGAUGUUCCUGAAGACUUCCGGUCACCGAUCUACGUUGGGAGGUCAAUCAAAAGAGCGACGGUGACAGCUUGAACGGGAACCGGAAGCAAGAAGCACGAGGUAUCAUCGGAACUCCUCCGGCUGUCCGUGACCGGAAGUACGAAAAUAUUCAAACCGAAAAGUACAUCGAGAAGCUCUUUGUCCAGCUCCAGGAGAUUUAACCAGGCAGACUUAUACAGCUUUAACCUUCAUAGCCCCAAUCCGUGACUCAGAUGCAGUCCAUAAGUAGGAUACUGUAGGACAAGAUUACCCAAGAUUUGGUGGGGUAAUGCUGGAUCUCAUUACGGCGUCCAAACUGCUGCAGGACAGAACACCAAGGAUGAAGGAUC
Molecule: messenger RNA, 1774 nt
Organism: Culex quinquefasciatus (southern house mosquito)
Lineage: Eukaryota; Metazoa; Arthropoda; Insecta; Diptera; Culicidae
Cellular component (GO): nucleus
Source: RefSeq, a predicted model, not a curated record